GAACAGCAUAGGAACCGAACUUCUAAUUGCAGAAUAGUGCUGCACCGACCAUUGCGCUUAAUGAAUGUUUGGGUUCAAUUGCUUGUGUUUUGGAUUAUCUCCUGUUCAGCGUUUGACUCGACCAUGGAGCGGACUGACCUCACUACGGAAGAAAGUGAACCAUCGAAUAGGAUACUGUCCCGAAGAAAGCGGUAUGUCGUUUUCCCUGAAGGUUCCAGCUUCUCGGUUGCAGUUUGUAUGACGAUCGGAAUGAUCGGUAAUCCCAACUAUCAGAUGUUCAGUUGGGCAUUGAACUGGGGCAUGGCGUACAAUUUGCCGAAUCAAACCGUCACCUUCGACCAGGAGAUAAAGGAACCGAAACCGAUUGCACAGAGGCGGUACCGGCGUGAUCUCUACCAUCGGCUGGAAGUGGCAAUGAAUGAUAUGGGCUACGACGGACGAGGCUGUGUUCUGCGAGCGCUGUGCGAAAGUUCGCAGUAUUUUGGCCGAAAAGGAAACAACAUGAUUGCGGAAAUGCUACGCACCUUGUUUAGCUUUCCAAAAUCCAAAGUGCUUUCGUUCGAGCAUCAUGAUACGAGAAUCUAUGACGAAGCACAUCGAAAGGGCAAGAAUAAGGUUAUGUGCCAGUCGCUUUUUCCCGAGUGUGGAUUUUCGCUGCUAGAACUGGCGCUGGGCAAGUAUGCUGAUCCUUACAGUUUUAUGUGAUGGAAAUCGUUGGAUGGAAUAAUGACUGUUACUCGCAUUUAGACUGAUUAUGUUCUUUGAAUAAAGAAUUUUGUACGGUUCUGUGGAAUUUUUGUAAAUAAUAUAUGAGCAUAAAAUAGCCUACAAUGUUUUAGAAUGAU
Topomyia yanbarensis is the source of this 845-nucleotide messenger RNA. RefSeq lists its product as uncharacterized. The transcript has 3 exons. Lineage: Eukaryota; Metazoa; Arthropoda; Insecta; Diptera; Culicidae. The record is from RefSeq and is a predicted model, not a curated record. Bases 61 to 705 code for a protein of 214 amino acids.